AUGGCCUGUAUACAGAUUGUUGAAGAGGAUGAGGAUGAUCCUUCCGUUCUGGAGUUGGGCGGUGAAGCCCUGUCUCCCUUGCAAGCCGGCCCUGGCCUUGAGAUUGACUGGCAUGAGCCACCUGCUCCGAGUGAUUUUGUUGUAGUUGAUCUGGAGUCGGGACAGACAGAACAGUCCCAGAAGGACCAGCUGGGAUGGAGUGCCGGAGUCAAUGUGGGUGGCUAUGUGUCUCAGCGGCAGGCUCUUCUUGCACAAGGGCAGGUCUUGCUGACAAAUGUAUACUUGAACCUUGCAAAGCUGCCCCGGCACUUACUUCAGCAGAUCUGCCAGAAACUUCCUUCCUUGCCUUCUGUGUCAGAUGAUGUUCGGCCUUUAGCAGCGAAAGCCGCUUCUCGGCUGUUGAGACUGCCUGGGAAUACCGUCAGUUUUGUGUUCCACAAGGUGAAGAAUGCUGGGUGGACUGUCCUGGGGAGGGCAGCAGCAGAUGAUGUUCCAGACAAGGAGGACGACCGAGUGGAAUCCAAGGAGGAACACCGCAAGAGAGUCCUCACACUGCUUGUUCGUGAGGCCAUCCACAACUCUUGUCACGCACGGCCAGACGAUGAAUUUGUCCAAUCGCUGCAGAAACUCCGGUUAUAUUCAGUGGACGUUGGCGAGAAGUUCGCGUCCAAAAAGGUUCUGAGACUCUGUGAAUUUGUAUCCGCAAAAUUCUUUGAGUUUCUGCAAGCGGAUGCCCUCUUCAAGAAGUUGCCCGGCCUUGGAGUUUUAUCACCAAUCUCCAUUGUCUGUGGGCGACGGUAUGUUCUGCAGAGCAGAAACCUUUCAGGUGAUUAUGGUGUCAGCUGUGUCACCAUACACAGGCUGCCUGAAACCAUACUUCUUGGGAUGCCCAUCAGCUGGACUUUGCAGAGCACUGUGGUUCUUAGCUGUCUCGCUGGCAAAAACUUGAGUCUGGCCCAUCUUCGUGCCAGAGCUGUGGCGAUGCUCGGAGGCGACGGAGCUGUCACAGCAGGCGGCCCCUUGCAGCGUCACGCUUCGACCAGGGCUGCCAACUUUGUAGCCGAUGCCAUCUACCCCGAAUCGGUUGGUCAGCAGAACGUUGUAUGGGACCCUUUUCAUCGCUCCGAAGCUGCUUUCAAGUAUGCGCUGGAGCAAUCGGAGUUUGGGAAGGAAUUGUUUGCUGUGGCACGCGGCAUGUCGCAACAAUUCGGCUUUGGCUGUGGGCGGGUGCUGCUCAGGGCCGUCUCUGGGUUCCUGGGCGACGAAGGCGGGGAGCAGACACCAGCUGCGGCCAACAUGGGAGGGACUCGCAAAGGUGAGUCCCUGAUAUUGGUGGCAAGUAAUGUCCUGCGGAACUUCCGACGCUAUGCUAUUGGGCUGCACGCGCGUCUCGCUCGUCGAAAGGCAGGACAUGGCGCUGGAUCUCAGAGCAGUCUCCUUGUCCUUGGCCGAAGGCUGCUGGCUCCUGACUUCCUCUUCUUCACGCUGCUUUCCUCUGAUGUUAUGAACAGACAGCGUCCCUUCACCCUCGCCGUGCAAGAGCAAGAGUCGCUGCCCUGGGCAACAGAGUUGGCGUUGGCACGUAAGCAGCAGCAAGUGCUGGAAGACGUUGACUUGCUCUAUGAGAUCCGUAGAUUGAUUGCGGAUUUGCAGCACUUAAUGAGGGCCAUGCGCUUUAGCAAAAUGGGCCGCAGAUUCCCCCAGACUAUGCGACAUUUCUUCGACAUUCUGGUUCUGCGUCAGUUUCAGGCAGUGGACCUUCAAGUCUUUACGAACCUGGCUGCAAACACAAUUUGCGUCACCCCACGCUGUUGGUGCCGCAGCCGUCGUUCAAAAGAGCGUGAGUAUGUGCCGGUGCCACUGACCUUCAGACGGCGGAAGCGCCGAGUUGCAGUUCCAGAGUGGGUUGCCUUUUCCAGCCUGAGCCCUGAGACUGCAAAGGCACAAGCGAGAUUGCGCCCAAUCGAUGUACCACUACGCUAUGAGACGUUUCCUAGACCUCCUGCGCGGCCGGCUCUUCAAGGUGUGUCUUUGUUUCGAAAACAUUUGCCAGCGUGCGAGACAUCACGUUUUGAACCAGAAGUGCAGCGACUGCUGCAACGAGCAGCGCAGGCAAAUGAUCACUUCCUGAAGGCCCUGCAUGAAUCAUAUACUGCGUACUGGACUGACAUCGGCGUGCCACGCCACUUGCAGAAGCUCCUGCCCGACAUGAGCUGCUGCUGGGACUUUGACAAACUGAUUGCUGCUGGGUCCCCGACGCAGGAACAGUAUGAUGCCUUGGAGCGCCUCAGGCUCCAUUUCAAGUCUCAGGUAGAUGCUGGCACGCAUUGGCCUGAUUUCGACUAUGUGGAGAAGUCUUGGCCAUCGCAAAAAGAGGCGCAACGCCAAUAUCGUGUCUUGCGAGCGAUCCUGACCAAACAAAAGGAACGUUGCCGGGAGAAAGUGGAGCAAUGUCAUGUUUCUUUGGUGGCGCCGCCACGCAUGCGCCUGCGCCUUUUGACCGCGCUUUUCCGGGUUUCAAAGUCAUGUUUUGACAGCAGUGGUGUUAUGUGCAUCAUCGACACCAUCUGCCGGAUGUUGGUUCAGCCUGCUGAGGAGGCAACGUUUGCAGUGCGACCACAGUGCUUGGAGUGCUGGCACGGGGAGCCACAGGACCUUCUCGAGGCUGGAGAGUACGUCAAAUUGGUGCGGGGACCCUUUGCCAAAAGAUGGGCACUUGUAGUUCAUGUUAUCUCCAUUGCUACACCAAUGUCAAUAUGA
This is a messenger RNA of Symbiodinium natans, 2760 nucleotides long. The record is from the annotation of a GenBank genome assembly. Lineage: Eukaryota; Dinophyceae; Suessiales; Symbiodiniaceae.